AUGACCACCGUCCUCAAGAGUUGCUUUUGGCCACACGCGCUGAGUCACGCCCACUCUCAUCGAUACCUAAUCACCUAUACCCUUAAGCGCCGCGCAGCUGCAACCUUUUCCACCAACGCCGACCCAAAUAUCAUUCCGCCGUGGAUGCGUCCUCUGCGAGACAUCGACGAAACCCUCUUGGAGCCUGUAGCAUUAAAGAAAGGAGCUGCCCGCUGGGGCUUCGCGUUAUUCCGAUGUAACUAUGAUGACAAGUACACCUCCAACUGGAAGCGGAUGGUUGGUCUCCUCGACGAAACGGUGAGGAGAAGCCUCGAGCUCGAGGAACCGGAUCGACUGGAUUUGCUCCCGACACAUCAACUUUCCAUAAUUGAGGACCCGGUCAGGUUGGAUGGGGCUUCGUCCCAUGUCGUUCGAGAUGCGUUCACGCAGUGGACUGAGAAGGAGCUCGCGCGCAUCCUGGAACACCCGAUGCCAACGAAACGAACUGAUGGCAUGCAAGACAUCAUGGGUCCGCGGUUCAACUUCUGCAUCUUCGUCGACGACAUCUGUCUCGAGUCCCUAGACGAGACGCCAGGUCGACCCGUCGUCAAAAUGCUCAUCAGAGACUGGGAGAAGCCAGCAGACCCCAUGGAUGUAUUAGGGCCGUACAAAGAUCCCAUCUACAGACUCUGUGAUGACCAUGGCUAUGAGGACGGUGUGUCGGAUGAUCCCGGUGAGGAUGUUGGCUGGAUGUACAUCCAGGUGUGCAACUACGUCGAGUAUUUCAACCGGUUUGUGUUGACGCCCAAUUGGGAUGUUUGGUAUAGGAGGCCCCCGGGGCUGGAGAAUUGGGGGUCAAGGGUUAUGUUGCCUGGUGGGUGGAGGAAGAAAGCUUGA
This is a messenger RNA of Aspergillus mulundensis, 876 nucleotides long. RefSeq lists its product as uncharacterized. NCBI's taxonomy places the organism in Eukaryota, Fungi, Ascomycota, Eurotiomycetes, Eurotiales, Aspergillaceae. The transcript has a single exon. Bases 1 to 876 code for a protein of 291 amino acids. The record is from RefSeq and is a predicted model, not a curated record.